Messenger RNA from Anoplophora glabripennis (Asian longhorned beetle), 818 nucleotides. It is a transcript of the gene Bet3, whose product is annotated as trafficking protein particle complex subunit 3. Gene Ontology annotation, cellular component: cis-Golgi network membrane; TRAPP complex; cytosol. The transcript has 3 exons. Bases 108 to 644 code for a protein of 178 amino acids. Lineage: Eukaryota; Metazoa; Arthropoda; Insecta; Coleoptera; Cerambycidae. The record is from RefSeq and is a predicted model, not a curated record. Gene Ontology annotation, biological process: endoplasmic reticulum to Golgi vesicle-mediated transport; intra-Golgi vesicle-mediated transport.
GUCGAAAGAAAUUUGGGGAGGUUAAGAAUGUAAAGUUGACAUUUUUUAAAAAGACUAAUUUUACAGAAAAGUUUAUUUUUGAAAGAAACAUUUAACAAAAUACCAACAUGUCGAGAUCUUCAACAAGAUUUGAUACUAAAAAAGUGAAUUCAGAGUUAGUUACUCUUACGUAUGGUGCUCUGGUUGCCCAAAUGAUGAAAGAUCUUGAUAAUACUGACGAUGUUAGUAAGCAAUUAGAACGGCUUGGUUAUAACAUGGGAAUUAGGCUUAUCGAAGAUUUUUUGGCAAAAACUGGUACUGGGAGAUGUCUAGAUUUAAAAGAUACAGCAGAUAAAAUACAGACUGCUUUUAGAAUGUAUUUAGGUGUACAACCAAACGUAGCAAACUGGAGUGCAGCAGGAGACGAGUUUUCUUUUAUCUUGGACACAAAUCCUCUGACAGACCUUGUAGAAUUACCAGACGAUCUUAAGAGUCUGAAAUACUGUAAUAUUAUUUGUGGCGCGAUAAGAGGUGCUCUAGAAAUGGUUCAGUUGGAUGUGCAAAGUUGGAUUGUGCAGGACCAGUUAAAAGGUGAUCAGAACACAGAAAUCAGAGUAAAAUUUAUAAGAAGAUUGGAAGAUGCAAUGCCUGCUGGUGAAGAUUAAAUAUUUCAUCUUUUCUGAUAUUCCAUUUACUAUUUAAGUACAACAUACAUUUAUUAUUAUCAUCAGUUUAUCAACAUUAAUCAUUUUUAUAAAUACGUUGUUUUACUUGCAAUAAAAAAAUAGAGAAGUACCAAGAAAAUGCCUGUAGGUGGUAAGUCAUUAUUUAUUUAUGCU